AUGGCAGCAGAGGUGUCCUCCACAAAUCUUCGACCAUCAUUAAGGCGCUGUACGCCAACUCCCGCGGAUGCGUGCAGGAGGUGCUUUUGUGUGGGAACUUGGUUUCAGCUCAGCCUAAUACUCUUAUCUGUUACAGUCACCAAAUUUUUGCUUUUCCUCCUAAUGGGUUCGAAACCGGGUGAUGAAAUUCCUCCACAAUGUCUCGGUGAAACCGGAGCUCUUAGCUUCAAAAAACCGACUGAGCAGGACCUUAAAGAUUCCCAAGAGCUUGAAACUACACUAGCACAGCUAGAUAUAUUUGAAACUCCCGAAGAGAUCACCCAGCGACGCGAAGCUUUGAUGCGGCUGCAAGAAAUUUCCAACAAAUGGAUCAAACAGAAAGCUGUCGAGCAAAACCUCCCUCCUCAUGUUGCCAAGGCAACCACUGGGAAGAUUUUCACGUUUGGGUCGUAUCGCUUGGGUGUUAAUUUCAAAGGAGCUGAUGUGGACUCGUUACUGGUUGUCCCACGAUUCAUUACAAGACAGGAGUUUUUUUCCGAAUUUCAAUCUGUCCUAUCGGAGAAUCCCCACGUAGAAGAUAUUCAUGCCGUCGUAGACGCCUUCGUACCAGUAUUGAAAUUGAAAUUCAUGGGUGUUGAGAUUGAUUUAUUGUUUGCCCAAAUCGAUCAAAUGAAUAUCGCUGAAAACUUCAACCUUUGUGAAAAUACAGAAGUGCUAAUGCGUAACAUGGAUGAACAUGAUGUGCGUAGUAUUAAUGGUGUGCGCGUCAAUGAGGACAUAUUGAACCUUGUAUAUAACAAAAACUCCUUCAAAGUUGCUCUCAAAAAAUGUACCAUUCUUUAUACUUUCGAUCUUUUCCUUUUUGUUGCGCAGGUAAUUCGGUUUUGGGCCAAGCGCCGCAAUAUAUACUCGAACACUCUGGGUUUCUUGGGCGGAGUGUCUUGGGCGAUUCUGGUCUCACGCAUAUGCCAACUCUACCCCUACGCGUCCCCAUCUAUGCUAGUCUAUUUGUUUUUCAAGAUUUUCAGUCAGUGGCCGUGGCCCAAACCUGUGCGCUUGCGUGAAUCUGAAUACAUUCCCAGCCUGUGUCUUCCAGUGUGGGACCCACGCCUCAACCUUAUGGAUCAGUAUCAUUUGAUGCCCAUUCUCACCCCGAGUUACCCGUCACAGAAUUCCGCUUAUAAUGUACAACGCAGCAAUCGCAUAAUUCUCGAGCGCGAACUAAAACAAGGUCUCACAGUCUCCAGUGAUGCACUUCUACACAAACAGCCUUGGUCCAACCUUUUCGAGCCCGCUUUUUUCUUCCGCUACCGUCAUUAUGUGGUCGUGAUUGUCACUGGAAGUGCGAAGCGCUCUUUUCUGGAACUCUGCGGCCUCGUCGAGUCCCGUCUCCGCGUCCUUGUAAGCAACUUUGAACUCAAUCGCUACGUGAAAAUUGCUCACGUCAACUGUCGUUCGUACGGGAAGGGUCCGAGUGAUGAGGAUGCCGAGUUGGUUCGAAAGUGGUUUAUAGGAAUGGAAUUCGAUCGUAAUCCAAACUCGCUGACAACAGUGGUAAACCAUACAUGUACCGAGAAACCCACAUUGAACGUGGACUUGAGCGAAAACAUCAAUUCUUUCGAGAAGUCAAUUGAGCGUGGUUUGUCCAAUGAUGACCUAACUAACACAGUGACCGUGAAGUAUGUUAAAAAGUCGCAACUGCAUCAGUUCGUGUCUGCAGAAGAUAUGGAUGAAAUUAAGCGACAAGCUGCCAAGGCAGCUAUAUCUGAAACGGCCAAGGCCUCAGAAAGUUCUAAAGCCUCUCCAUAUCCAUCUGUCGGCUCAGAUAGAGGAGAGAGCAUGCCAAGCCCUGCGAGUUCAUCUGACUUACCCAGCGGAGCUGCAUCUCCUGCCUCGCUUCAGCGUUCCAGCAGUUGCGCCUCUGUUGUUAACGUGACUUUACAAGCAGCAUCUCCGUCGCAGAACACAGCCUCAUCCGACCCACAAAAGGAUGAAUCUGCUGUCACAAAUGGUUCUUCCUAUCCAGAGAACUCAAUUUCGACAGAGACGUCCAAUAACCCUUCUCCCGCUGCUUCUAACUCCAUUGCUGGCCCGUCUCAGUCCUCCCCCGACCGGGGUCCACUUGCACCCGCGCCUGCGCAAAAACGGCAGUCUCCUGCCAAAAACUUGUCAGACUCGAGCGGCGACGAUGUCAAACGGAAACGACUAACUGUCGACAACACCAAACUUGUUCUCAGCCCUCCCACUUCUGCCCGAUAGCAAUAUAUUUGCAUAAGUCGUACAUUCACUUGUUCUUUUGCUCGCUCUUUCCCCCAACUGUCCUCGCAAGCACAUUCAAUAUGGCAAUUCAUCGCCCUUUCUGAGGUGCUUCACUCUGUUUGUCUUUUUAUAUCGGCUCUCCACUUGUCCACACUCAGUUCAUUUGCGUGGGUCUCCGAGUGUGGUCUCUACUUCCAUGGACGUCGUCAACUCCUCCAAAUCAGAUGCAUUUACCAGUUUCUCACCUCCAGAACGUCAUGUGCUCCGUCCCAUCCGAUUCCUUGUGAGCAAUCUGAUUGGUUCGUUGUCUUGAGUUGCCUGGUUUGUAUCCCGUGCCCCGGAUUAUGUGGUAAAUCGUAUACAGUUCUUGCCGAUUGUGGGGGAACAUGUACUAGUUGCCCGCCCUGUUACUCGAUCCCAGUACGGUUUGGGUAACUCCUUGGUCUGUUUGGAUCGUAUGGAUGCGCACCCGUUUAUCCAUUCAUGUGUGUGUUUGUCUGAUUGUUGAUAGCCUUAGACCAUGUUAGCUGUGGCGUGUUUGUGCGUUUUUUGACUUCGCCGUACGUAUGUGUAUGCGUGUGCUUGUGUGUGCGUCUGGAGCACCCGUUCAUCUUCACCAACCCUUGAUUUGAACCUUCUCUUCCGUUGGUCCAUAGGCACGCAAUCGCCAUUUUCUCAUUUUUCUCAAAUUCCCCGUCUCUGACCAACUCGCCUUUUGUGUACAUGUGAGUUUUAUCAGAUAAAAAUCCA
Opisthorchis viverrini is the source of this 3009-nucleotide messenger RNA. RefSeq lists its product as hypothetical. NCBI's taxonomy places the organism in Eukaryota, Metazoa, Platyhelminthes, Trematoda, Opisthorchiida, Opisthorchiidae. The record is from RefSeq and is a predicted model, not a curated record. The transcript is spliced from 11 exons. Gene Ontology annotation, cellular component: nucleus. Bases 1 to 2259 code for a protein of 752 amino acids. Gene Ontology annotation, molecular function: RNA binding; poly(A) RNA polymerase activity.